AAAUCUAGAAAAUGAGUAAAAUUAAUUCACCAAGUUCCAAUAAUAGCGCAACAUCAUCUGAAACAAGUGAAACACAAAGUAUUGAUGAUAAUUCUCCAGGAAACAAUAACAGGUAGGCUAUACAUAAGUUCGCUAUAUAAACAUAUCGUUUCGUGUUGAAAGACAAUCAAAAAUGGGAAUGCUAAUAAAGCUUUAUUAUGUGAAUAUAUUAAUUCAAUCAUUCACACGCUAAAGUAUAAAGUUAAUCAAAGAGUGUUACCAAAAGAAUAGCACGAAAUUUGACUUUCAUUACAACAAUCAGUUUGAAAAACUUGUCGGCUGAAUAAUAACGUUCUUCAAAACAAAUAUCAUUUAUGGAAAUUGAAACACCUGCUGAGGAUUUAAGUAAAGAAGAUGAAAAUGCACUUUAUAAACUUAAAUGGAAGAAGGCUGUAAAAAGCUGGAAGCGCAUGAAAGAUGAAGGCGAUAAGAAAAGACCACCAUGGAAAUCUGUGAGUGUUUCUACACUUCCAAAGGCUGAUAAAAAUGCAUUACUUCGAGCGAAAUUACUGGAUGCAUCAAGGCGUCUUCGAUUAUCCAAGUUAUCCAUUGCUAUUCAAGUUGAUUUACCGAUAUACAAACCAAGUAAUACGAUUGGAAUUCCUAUUCAAAAUGAUCUUAUACUUAAGCAUGACGUAAGCAUCCUUACCGAUGGAUCAAUUACAUUAAAAAAAGAAGGACCUGGAGAAUUCAUUCUUACCCAUUCGGCAUCUCAAAUGACAGAGGCUAUUGUGGGAAUCGACUCUUCAACACAAACUCUCUUACCACGCUCAACAACUCGCUUUUGGGAAGCUUAUUUAUCUAAUGACCCACAAUGUAAAGAUUCUUCAUUUACACCAAUCGAACAAAAUCUUCAAACUCAAAUACGUGAAAUUCGAAAAAUUAACAAACAAAUUUCUCAAAGAUCAAAGAGUUACGAAGAAAUGUCUGAUGAUUCGAUAACCGGCAAUGGCGAUAAAACAUCUUUAAUUAAACAUUUUAAGAAAAUUUCAAAAUCCACUGGCUCUUUACUAAAGCCAACAUUGUCGAGUUGGCAUUUUGAAUAUCCUGUCGAGGAGGAGACUCAUUGGAAACCUUAUACAACCAAAGCAAUACCAUGGAGUAGCUUUUCUAACACUGAAAUAGAAGAUAGACUCUCAAAUAUGAAAUUACAACCAAUUCUAGCUGAUAAACAAAAAGCUCCAAAUACUGACAUUCAAGAAUGUGCUUUGAAUGCAGAUCUUUAUGAUGCUGUCCAAGAACUUGUUGUUGAAUCAAAUAGUUUGGUUGAAACAUUUAGUCGUUUAUCUUCGGUUUUGAUUAAAGAGGAUUUAAAAGUUAAGCCGCCCAUAGAAAGCUUUAAGAUAAAUAGCCUUUCCGACUAUUGGGUUCCAAUAGUGGAAAAACAUGAAGCAAAUGUCAAAAAGCUGACGAGUGAACUUAAACAUCCCAAAAUAAGAAAAGCCAAACCUAUUGUAAUGGCCGAUUUAGAUAGAAUUUUGCAUCCCAAGACAGCUGUUUAGGGUCGAUAGAGAAGGGAUACAAAUAUUAAAAACGCUUAAUAACAUGCAAAAUAAAAAUAAAAUCAAUUAAACACUUAAAAUGUAAUUUUUUUUUAAUAAUAAUGUGCCUUAACAAGAAUUAUAAU
Episyrphus balteatus (marmalade hoverfly) is the source of this 1666-nucleotide messenger RNA. RefSeq lists its product as uncharacterized. The transcript has 4 exons. Lineage: Eukaryota; Metazoa; Arthropoda; Insecta; Diptera; Syrphidae. The record is from RefSeq and is a predicted model, not a curated record. The coding region runs from base 354 to 1541 and encodes 395 amino acids.